AUGACACCGUCUGGAACGGCAAACAGUGCAGCAGCUACAGAAAAAAAAAAAAAAGCAGGCAUCAGCAGUGGGGAUACUUGCUGCAGCAGCAGCAACAGCAGCAGCUCAGUCCAGCAGCUGCAGCAGGCAUCAGCAGUGGGGAUACUUGCUGCAGCAGCAGCAACAGCAGCAGCUCAGUCCCCUGGUGGUGGCAGCAGCAGCAGCAGCAACAACAACGGCGGCAGCAGCAGCUCCGCAGCCCAGCAGCAGCAGGCCCCCUCACCUUCAAGGCCACCCGCAUACCCACCGCUGCAGCAGCAGCUGCUGCAGCACCAGCUACAGCAGCAGCUGCUGCAGCAGCACAUCCAGAACCAGCAGCAGCAAACGAAGACACAGGGGGUUAGUCAGCAGCUGCAGCAGCAACAGCUCAUCUUGCAGCAGCGGCACCAACAACUGCAGCAGCACGCAUCACAGCAGCAGCAGCUCAUGCUGCUGCAGCAGCGUGCUGCUUCCCUGCAGGCAGGUGUUCAAGGGCAGCAGCAGCAGCAGCAGCAGCAACAACAACAACAGCAAACGCAGCAGCAGCAACAGCAACAGCAGCCGGGCCAGUUGUCCGCGUCCCUCCAGCAGCUCUUGACGCAGCCGCAACAACAGCAGUAUACGCAGCAGCAACUGCAGCUGCUGCAGCAGAUACAGCAGCAGCAACAGCAGCAGCAGCAACAGCAGACAGGCACACUGGCCCCAGGGAUCAGCGCCGCAUCAGUGCAGCAGCUGCUGCAGGCUAGGCAGCAGCAGCUGCUGCAGCAGCUACAGCUGCACCAGUUGCAAGUCAAAGUGCAGCAGCAGCAGCAGCUGCAGCUGCAGUUGCAGCAGCAGCAGCAGCUUCAGCAACAGCAGCAGCAGAUGCAGGCGCAGCAACCAAGCCAGCAACCGUCUCAAGAACAACAAGCACAGCAGCAGCAGCAGCAGGCACAGCAGCUACAACAGCUGCAGCAGCUGCAGCAGCUGCAGCAGCUGCAGAGCAAGCUGCAGCAGCAGCACUUGCAGGGGCGCCUGGGGGGGACUACGCAGUUCCCACAGCAGCUGCUGCAGCAGCGGCUGCUGCAGCAGCAGCUAAUGCAGCAGCAGGUGCUGCAGCAGAGACAGCAGCAAAUCCAGCAGCAGAUACAACACAUCCAGCAGCAGCAGGACACUGUACAGAUUGCCGCAAGACUGGCAGCUCUAAGCGGUGAUAGCAGCAGCAGCAGCAGCAGCAGCACAGCGCUGCAGCAGCUGCAGCGAGCUGCGACAGCAGGGCACCCUGCAGCAGCAGCUGCUGCUGCUGCUCUGCAGCAGCAGCUCGGCACUCUUUCUGCUGCACACUCGCCUGCUGGGAGGCAGCUGCUGCUGCUGCUCUGCAGCAGCAGCUCGGCACUCUUUCUGCUGCACACUCGCCUGCUGGGAGUAUCCUUCGUCCUGCAGCAGCACCAGCGGUGUCUCAGCUGCUGCCAGCAGCAGCAGCACCAGCAGCAGCGGCAGCAGCAGCACCCGCAGCAGCUGCAGCAGUAG
Eimeria mitis is the source of this 1527-nucleotide messenger RNA. RefSeq lists its product as uncharacterized. NCBI's taxonomy places the organism in Eukaryota, Apicomplexa, Conoidasida, Eucoccidiorida, Eimeriidae. The record is from RefSeq and is a predicted model, not a curated record.